Molecule: messenger RNA, 8952 nt
Organism: Gryllus bimaculatus (two-spotted cricket)
Lineage: Eukaryota; Metazoa; Arthropoda; Insecta; Orthoptera; Gryllidae
Source: the annotation of a GenBank genome assembly
AUGGAAAAAACCAGAAGAAUACUCAGAAAACGGAAGGAACAGAAGAAAGGCCCUGGAUACAAAACUUACAUGAUGUCUGUGGACACAAUGCUAGCUGAAGAACAUGAAGAUCUGGGCAGUGAAUUUUGCUCCGGCUAUACCGAUAACUUAGGGAAGUGGAAUACUGGUUUUUACUGCCCUAGUGGAGAUACCCAAGCACUAUACUGCUGUGGCACACCCACCAAUAAAUAUUGUUGUGCACAUCGGGAACAUGUCAACAAAGAUGACUUCUCAAGCAGCUUACCUCUUCUACUGGGUGUAGUGAUGGGAAUCAUAGCAGCAAUUUCAAUUGUCACACUCAUGUCCUGCUGCUUCUGUUCCUGCUGCAUUCUCUAUAAAAAGAGGCAACCUACGACUAAUGGUGGUCCGUUAUAUCAGCUGCAAUGUUCCUCUACUGCUAGCGGAGUAGCAAAUAUGUACUCAUUUUCCAAUCAGAACAGUCACGCUAGCACUCCAAUUGAUACAGCAGUUCUUGUUGAUAUGGAGCCAGUUGGACGGAAUAUGGAGCGAUCAUAUAUGUCUCGUGGCCGCCAUACAUUUUCCUGCGAACCUGAGCCUGCACCACGACCCGAUAUACUAGAAGACAGUGGAACUGGAUCAUCAUCGAGGCUCAGAGCUGUUGAACCACCACCUCCAUAUGACUCACCAGCAUCAUAUGCUAUGAGAGAACAUAUGGCUCCACAACAAAUCAAACGUCAACAUCCACAAUUACCACAGCCUCCUCAACAUCCACCUCCCUUACCACCAGUUCAACGAGAUGUCCAUCGCAGUGAGCAAAUGAAUGGGAAUGCCCUAGUGCAAAAUAGUACUUUUAUUCAAAUCCAGUCUCAUGGUACCUCAGUUGCUCCCAGCACUCAGAGGUCACCUUCAACCGAAGUGCUUGAGCCAUUCAGCUGCCAUAUGGUAGUGUCUGACGCAUGUGCAUCUCCAGAAGGUAGCCAGGAUACCACAAGCACAUCAGAAUCUCCUCAGUCUGUGAUAAAGCAGGUGCUGGGAGAUAUUCCAGAAGAAACCUUUUCGACUACAUCUACUCCUACUCCUCCCAAUACGACUGCUCCAGGUUCUACAUCAGUAUCUAACGACACCAAGCAAGUGGCAAUUUCAAAUCAAUCAUAUUCUGCUCCUUCACAUUGCUCUCCUUCACAGAUAUCUAAUAUUAAAGGUUAUUCACACACCAUUGUACGAGGCUCACCAUCAGGACCUAUUCCACCUCUUCGAGCCUUGCCAACAGUAAGAUCUGUACCUUCAGGUCCAUCUCCACCUGCUCAUAUUCUUUCUCAAGCUUCCUCUGCUGUUGGGCAAUCCCAACAGCUAGUUCCCACAGUGGUUAAUAUCAAUCAACCCACAGUCACUCCAUCUGUACCACAACCAUGUGUUUCACCCAACUCAUCUUCCAAACCUUUGGAUUCCAAUGUUCUCUACCACUCCACCAAAUUCUAGGGUUUCUAAUGGUGAGUGUAGAUAGAAAUUUUUCAGUAAGUUUAUAUUUGAAACUUUGAUGGAUCCUUAAGAGAAAAACUAGUGUUUCAGGUGCUGAUGAAAAGAAUUUUGAUUCUUUAAUAAAUGUUAAAAACCAUUUAUAUAUAUUAAUGAGAUGCAGUGCCUGUGCUGGAGAGCCUUGUUUACUAAGUAGUUAUAGUCUUUUCUCAUUUAGAAUUUUAAAGAUACAAGGAAGAACAAGGCAUUGUUGCAUGGUGGAGUUGUUGGCUAAUUUAUAGUUCACAGCAACAAUUACUGGUAAGCAAUACAAUUAUUAAAAUCUCAAUUUUUUUGGAGAUAAUGCACUAAAUACCUAGUAGGAUUCAUCACAAUAUAAAUAACCAAGAGCUAGUGUAAGAGCGAGAAAUGUAGUGCAUAUGCAUUAUAAUAAUAUUAUAUACUGACUUGCAUAAACAUUUAAAACUAAAGAUUUGCUAAUAGCAUUUCCCCUUUAUUUCCUAAGAAGCAUCAUUAAAACACUUUUUUGCCAGCUUUGACACACAUUAUCAAUUUCCAGUUGAGGACCUUUAAUUUGAUCCUACUACAAAAUGAGAAAUACAUAAAAGAUACAACUACAAGUCAAUCUUAGAACUUGGUUUAAUUGUGGUCACAACUGGCACAAACCUCAAAAGGAGCACAAUUUUGACCCAUCGCCAAUAUAAAAUAUUUUAUAAGAAAAAGUAUUUCUAUUUUUCUUUUUUAUUAAGUUCUACAUGGUCAAAGGUGGUUGAUUUUUAAUAUUAUUAAGUUGCUGAGUAAUUCCAGAUGAGAAAAAACUCAUCAAUACUUUAAAACCACUGAGAUAGGACUCUUUGAAGUAGAUAUUCAAUCAUAUAAAUCUAACAAACAUGCUGAAGGGCAAGGGCUUGGUCCAAGUGAAUUAGUAAAAUAUUUUGAGACAAAACGGCAUGUAAAAUUAAAUUUUAACACAGUAACUAAAAUAAUAGACUUCAUAAAGUCAUUUUUCUAAGUAUAUUUGUAUAUGGACAUACAAAAUAUGUACAUAACGUAUUAUAAAUUGUUUCAUACCAUGUUGUAUAUUGAUCUUUGAAAAGAAAAUUCUGAGGCCCUAAUUUGCAUUCCUCCACCCCCUUCACUCCUUGGUGAUUGCAAAUAUCUCAGCUUGCCUGAAGUGCAAAAUAAGCUAGUUCCAGCCCUGAAUUAAUGUCAAUAUUUGAAAUUCACAACUGAAAGUGGUCAUGUGAAAAAAAUAGUAGCAACAGCAACCCUAAACUAGUAGUUACGAUGACGAGAUGCUGGUGGUUGUCAAACACCAGUGCCAGUCAAACAAUGGUGCCAAUCCCACACGGCAGACCUCUACGAUACAUGGGAACUUUAAUAUUGAUUGUACGUUAUGGCAAAAUACUCAGUUCCAAUGAUGUGAAAAAAUAGUGUAACAUGGACUACAAUAAAGGUUUCCUAUGAAAUUUAGUUUUCUUUUGUCACCGACGUAGGGAAUCGCACUUUCUGGAGGCGCUUCGUAUUAUUGAGAAUUAAGGGAUACGAUUUGUCAUUCUGUAAAACUGUAUGAACUGAAAUAAUGAUUAAUUUUCAAGUUUCAUGUACUACUGUUACCAAGUGCAGCUCCCCUUCCGCACAUUUCGCCCUAAAGAAGGUCGCAGUAUUACAAAAAUUUGGUCACAUUUUUAUUUCAUUUAAUAUACUAUAUAGAACUUGGUAUGGAUACAGAAAUGUUGGUAGCAGUAUCAUACAGUACCUCACCAAGCGUCGAGUAUACAUACAGAAUUAUAGUACAGUAAAACCUGUCAAAGGCGGAACCUGGAUGAGGCCGGAAAAAUCUCCAAACGGGCUAUUUUUCAAUGUAAAGUAUACUGGAUAAGCCGGAAAUCUGCCCAACGCAGAAAUGGUAAGGACUUUCUAGUAAGACGGUAUAAAAAAUUCUGGAUAAGACCAAAAACAAAUAUUGUUUUAAAUUUAAACGUGGACUUGUAAGUGUGGCGACUUCGUUCUACGAGUCACUCACAGCUGUGUUCGCCCAUUCGCUUUCUCAGCUACCUUUGUCCGAACAUCGUAUUUCCUAUUCUACUCGUGCGAAAGUCUCCGUUUAUUUGUAAUAGCAUUGACCUUCAAAAGCCCGUGUGAAGGAAGAAGCCGCGAAGAGCGAUCCUUCGAGUUCUUGUAAUGCGUGCUUUGGUUUCAGUGGUUCUAAACGCAUACUGUUGUUCAGUACGACGAGUUGCAGGUGUGAUUAUGAUGUCAGGCGGCAAAUUGAAAACGUUAACUUUCGGUGAAAAAGUAGACUAAUUAAAGAACACUAUCAAAUAACACUUCUGGCACGGAUUUGAUAAAGAAAUUUAAAGUGUGGAAAACUCAAGUGCUUUUCACCUUCAAAGACAAAUCAAGAAUAAGUGGUUAAAAAUAACUUUUUAUACAUGGUUGAUACAAUAUUCACAAGAAUCUAGGCAAAUAGUUAAAGCCUAAAUCAUCAGAUAAAUUCAUCUGUUCGUACAAAUAUUGAAGAAUCCCCCCUUUUAAGGAGUUCUUUGUUUUAUGUCCGCGCGUUGUGUAUCUGUAUGUUAUUUCCAUUGUGUGAGCGUGGGUUCAUGGCCCGGCACCGAAUGUAGCCGCCGACUCUCGUCUGAAGAUUACGGAACCGUUGGCCUGGUGAUCGCAGUAUCAGCGGUCUACCAGUAGCGGCUCCCUUGCGAUCGAAGCAGGGAUCGCAGUUUGUCCCGGUAGAUCCACGGACGCAAUUCCGCACAUAUUUGAGAGCUCGAAUCGGUGCAGGUUUAUUUCAGGGUUGCUUGGCUAGGGUAAUACAAAGGGACUUACAUUGUUUUGAAAUGACAUCAUGGAGUUCAGUUCAAGCACAUUUAUUAACAAAUGAGAGAAGUCCGCUAGGCGCGCGCAGGUUGGUUGCCGUUGGUUGGGUCCGCACACUGGUUGAGUUGCCGUUGCCAAGUUACGCGUCGAUGGAAGGCGUUGCAAAGGGUCAACGCCCUUCCUCAGCUGGAACGGCCUCGUGGGACUAAGAGAACCGAAGCCGGAAGCCGGAGAACCUGUGGUGAUCCCCGCCCAACUCCAAGCGAUGCGCACUGCCGCCCUCACCGCAGAUUCCUGAAGGCACGCGCCGGCGCCGUUUGUUUGUAGUGACGCGGCACCGCGAGCAGCCGGAGUGAGUAGCUUUGGUUCCGCGGCCGCAAUUCAAUUCCCGGCGCAUUUUGGGUUGCAUACGCCUGACCUGUCGCGCAUGUCCUUGGUCUCGUCCGUCUCUUCGCCGCUCACAUGAAUCCUCACUCCCACUCCCAUAUUUUCUCUUAUUCGCACAUACUCGACACUGGACAUCUACUCGACGCCUCUGGUUCCGCCCGCUCGCCCGUAUCUUUCUCUCCUGAACACGACUGCCUCCGCUCGUUCCCCGAGAGUUUCUAUCCCUUCGUCUCCGGGUUUACAUCUGCACACGCCUGCCCCCCCCCUCUCGUCGCAUGUUCAGUGUAGUCGGUCUAAUGGGGUCUGUGUCGAGUGAAGUCAUCGGAGAUUCGUCAGUUUGGUCACAUGCGAGGUGACUCCCGGGUUUAAGAACAUCAGGUUACAACAUCUUGGGUGGUUUCUCUGUCCGUAUAUCUUGUCAGCUAAAGGGAAUCCCAAAGUAGUUUGUCACCGUCACAGACGGGGAAGUAUCUUCUCGUAUAUCGUCUGUGUGGGAGUCGGUAGAUCUCCUUGGCGUGGGGUCUUCAGUCUUGUGUGAAUGCCCUGCUUGGGUGUUUUGUCACAAUUGUCUCUCCCGGGAGUCUUCCUUUCUUUGAAAUGUAGUUUUUAGGUGCUAGAAACUACUCAUACAACGUACCUAUUCUAUCUUUCAAGGAUUUCGUUUCCAAAAUUUACAGUUUUAUUGCAAACCCAAAUAUUGGAAACUUGUAGAAGACAGAAGAAAAUGUUGGACCCAAAUGAUUCUGGCUUAGGCAAGUUUUACUGUAAUUGGAAAGUCUCCAAGAUUCUGACCAAAUAGAAAGCUGAAUUUGGGGCUGCAAGAUCUAUACUGGUUAUUGUUUAUAAUGACAUGGUCUUUUACGACUUCUUCUACAAUAUUUUUCCUAAAAGGACAUUAAAUAUUUGUAUUUAAUAUUUGCUUUGAUACCACUUCAAAUGUAGUAGGUACAUAGUGCUAAGCAUGUAAGCAUACACAAAAAAAAACACUCACACUUGGAAUGCACUGGGAAAAAUUAACAGCAACUUGGACCCUAUAAUACUCUCUGUGCACUUGUCAGACUUUUGUAUGCUUUUGCCAGAUCACAGGGCUACAGCCAGGGCUAGGAGGUAGUAUGGGAAAAUUAAUCUAUAGCAAUGUACGUAUUUCAAAAGCAAGAAAACUAAUUGUUUUGAACACAAAGAAACAAAAAUGAAUUCAAGGAAAGAAUAAGGAAUGUGAACCAUGUUCAAUAGGGGAAUUGGCACUUCAACUUCUUCAUCUAACAAGCCACCACAGACAUCAGUAUAUCUAUAGCAUCCAUCAGAGAAACCAAAUUUCUUAUGACAGAAAAUGAUAGAGUCAGUUUUAAUGUGUAUACAUUUCUUGAAACCAUAAUUAUGGCUCUUUGAGAGUGGUGGGAAGUUACCAAUUACAUCUGGUAAUUGUGAGAUGUAAUUAACCUCCUUAUGCACAGUUGUUCCACAAAUUGUUACUGAUAAUACUUGAUAUAAUUUCCUACAGUUUAUUUUUUAAGAGAUGCUUCUUCUUUAUUCAGUAAAAAAUGAGAAAAAUUUAAACCAAAGAUUAAAAUAUGUAUUUAUAUUUGAGUGUAAUAACAUUCACUAAUUAAUAAUGUUUUAAAGCAAAUUAAAAGCUGUUUUUUUUCUUUUAUUUUCUCCAUUUCUUUUAAUUCUAUUGUAUGUUUUGAAUUUAAUCAGUUUAUAAAUAUUUUAAAUAACAAUUCAAAGUUGAAUCAUUAUUUUAUGUGGUGAACAAAACUAAGAAGUGACAAUAUUUAUUAUGUUUUUGAAUUAUUUAUUAGCCUAUACUGAAAAUACAAGUAGCAAAAUUAGUAGACAUGGCAAGUGUAUUUUUGUACUACAAAUAUGAUCAAAUUUGAAAUGUCUUGAUACAAAAUGUUUGGUUAUUUUCAAAUUAUGUGAUUAGCCUGAGGGAUAAUCUCAAGAAAAACCCUUUAUGGGAUGAUUAAGACUAAUUAAGCAAUGCUUUCAGUAACAGUACAACUUAGGCAGUACAAUUCUAAUAGCAACAUAUCUGUGAUUUUGAAUGUACUACUAUAUUUCUUAGAAAAACUUAAUGAACAUUCAAGAACACUUUGUAUAAGCAAGUCUGCACAAUAAACAAACAGUGACUUACUGAAUACAUUCAUGCAUUUUCCUGGGCUUCAGAUGAAUGAUUCUAUAAUAGAAAAAACAUAUUUUCUGUCUCAUUAACAUACUUAUCCUUUAUCAGUCGACAUUAAGAAUUUCUAAACACUGGAAUUGUGAAUAGACAUAUUGCUUAUCAGGUCUUGUUGCUGUCUAACUUCUGUUGCUGUCAACUUCUUGAUCACAUCUUCACUGUGCAUUUGUCUUUUCCAAUAUACAUCUCUUUCUUUAUAUUACUAUUUUGUUGUGUGAUUUCUAAAACAAAUGUGAAUAUAUUGCCAUUAUGCAUUGUAUUUUUAGCACACAUUGUCAUUUUGUACUCUAUCCUAUUACCAACCAAUUGUUAACUUUGCACCAUUAGUAUUAAAGGAAAGAAAGAGUGAAUAUGCAGUUGUAUAAUUUACAGUGCCUACAUUUUUGUUAAUAAACACAAAUAAGAAUUUUAAUUUAAUAUAUAACUUAAUAUUUCAUUCAUUUCCAAAGGUGUAAAGUAAUUUUAAUUUGCAAUUGGCAUUUUCAUACAUCUAAUUGUGGUAUCCAUCAGGGAAACCAAAUUGCAUAUAGGUAAUUGCAAAUUAUGAAGAGUUGUCAUCAUUCCUGUUGGAUUAUACAUUUCUUGAAAACAUAAUUACUCCUCUUUGAAGGAGAAGAAAAGAUUCUAACAAGCUCGAAUUUGUUGAUUUAAAAAACUCUUAUGGCAUUAAUGAAAACAUUAUUAUUAUUUCUGAAAGUGGCAUUUGUAGGAUUUAAUUUUUUACGAGGAAAUGUAUUUAUUAACAUGUAUCCAAUAUAUUGUUUCUUUUUUUUUAAGGUAUUCUGAAAUUCUUGAAAUAUAUUCAAAUUUCUAAAAGAUAAAAUGAUACAAACUUGAGAAUCCUUCAUAGGUGUCACUCAAAUUUCUUACUUAUGCUUUUGUCUUCUGUUACCUUGAACAUUAUUGUCUAGAUAUUUGUUUCCAUGUCCUGUCAAUUAUAAUUACUGGGGCUUAUUCCUUAUUGCUGGUGGCAAAAAAUAAAGCAUUUCCAUAGCUCAUGGUAUUGUUCCCAGAGGCAUUUGCUGGUAAAUGUAUCAUAUCUACAUGUGUCCUGGACUCACUGGUAUCUGCCAAGGCCAUCCUUGUAGGUUGCUGAAAGAGGUGCAUUAUUCUCAAUGAUCUGUUGUCAACACAUUUUUAAAAUUACAUAAUUUUAAAUGCUCUAAUGCAUUUGCUGAGAUAUUUCUAUUUGUCACGUAAAAAUUCAGAAUAAUAAUUAUCUAAACAUUGAAAUUAGUGGUAGCUUCUUGGAAUGGUGAAUUCUUUUAACCACCUUACUUUGUUAACUCGGUUGAAAUGCACUAUGUUUGGAACUUUUUUCCCAAACCUUUUUUUGGCAGACCCCCAUUGUAGAAAUUGUUAAAUAAACUGACCUCUUUCAGUAAUUUAAUUUACCUAUUCACACUUGUAAACUUGCUUAGUACUCAAUAUUAAAUAUUUUGCUAGAUUACCAAUUUUAUUAGUUUGUUUAUAAAUAAAAUAAAAAAUAAAAGGAGAACAAAUGGCAGUAUCAUGCAACGUUUAAUUUUGAAACCUAUUAUAGUAGAUAAAUUGGAAGGAAAAAAGGGAGGUAUGUUUUAUAACAUUUUUAAAAUAAAAAAGCAAAUUCAAAAUAAGUAUCCAAAUUAAUUUUUUAUUGAAAAUAAAAAUGAAAUAAAAGAAUUAUCUAAUACAGAUAAAACUGGAAACCAAAAUGAUUACAAAAAAGUACUUUUAAUCAAUUAUACUGUAGCAAAAUUGUCUGAAAACGAAUACCAUGAAAACUUCUUUUCCACAUUUACUUUGUUUUGUUUGAUGAGAUAAUGCAUAAAGAUAUGAAACUUGUGCUAUACAUUAUUUAAUGCAAAAAUAUGAAUGUUCAUUUUUGUGACUUUUUGUGAUGUAUACAAGAGAAAAAAUCUUUUUCUACUUAAUUAGGUACUUUCUACUCAAUUGGAAUCAUAGAUAUUUUGAACCAACAAAUGAACAAAAUAUUUGUAUGCAUGUAUGUACUUGGUGCGACAGCCCGUAAAUGGGCUCAGGCCUACCAACAACAUCCCUGCCUCGCGGCCAUGGGUUAAGAGGGUACGUUUGAAACAAUU